Molecule: messenger RNA, 5415 nt
Organism: Pomacea canaliculata
Lineage: Eukaryota; Metazoa; Mollusca; Gastropoda; Architaenioglossa; Ampullariidae
Product: protein RCC2 homolog
Exons: 11
Coding region: 116-1561 (481 amino acids)
Source: RefSeq, a predicted model, not a curated record
AGGCAGCGAGACUGUGUGAGACUCCACGAGGGAAACCAAUGUGAUUGUGUUUCGCGGCAUAUAGUGGCAGAUUUAAUUCAACAAUAAACUCCAGAGUGAGUCUGUAACAAAGACAAUGCCGCCUUCCAAAAAGAGGACGACUGAUAGUGAUACGAAAGGCCAAACAAAGCGAAGAAAGAAGCAAAAGGAAGACGAGUCAGAGGGAUCAGAUGUUGAUGGUGCCGAAACGGGAGCCGGCGCAGAAUUUGACAAUGAAGGAGAAGAGGGUUCAUCUGGAGAUAUUUCAUUUAAACUUGAAAGUCCCAUGCUGGCUGGGGAAGUUUUGUUUUGUGGUGGCACAAACUGGGAUUUAGUUGGACGACGUACCCUACCUAAAGGAGUAAAACCAAUUGGUGGACCAAAUCUUUGGGGACCACACCGGCUUGGGGGAUUGGAGAGCAUCAAGAUACGAACUGUAGCAUCAGGGUGCAAUGCUUGUCACUGUGUCGCAAUUACAGAAGAAGGAAAAGUAUAUACAUGGGGUCGUAAUGAGAAAGGUCAGCUUGGAGUGUCCGACAUCAAUAGGCGAGAUGUGCCCACAAAAGUUGACCUCUUAGAGAGUUUUAACAUUGUGGCAGCUGCCUGUGGCAAGAACCACACACUUUUUCUCACAGAUCGAGGAAAAGUACUUGCCACUGGAGACAACAAAAUGGGUCAGCUGGGGAUUGGUAAUCAAACACAGCAGGUGCCAUGCCCCAUGCAAGUAAAGUACAAAGGGCCACCAAUCCGGCGCAUUGCCUGCGGAGGGGAGUUUAGCAUGAUCUCAGACAUCAAUGGCAACCUUUAUUCCUUUGGUUGCCCAGAGUAUGGACAGCUAGGUCACAACACAGAUGGAAAAUAUUUUGUCACUAGUAAUAAGAUGGAGUACAAGUGUGAAAUGACACCUCGAAAAGUGAAUGUAUUCAUUGAGAAAAAUCGAGAUGGUCACAUUACACCUGUCACAGAUGUCGAUGUCAGGGAAAUUGCAUGUGGUCUUAACCAUACAUUGAUCAUAGACUCCAAAAAGCGCAUCUUCAGCUGGGGAUUUGGAGGUUACGGUCGUCUUGGACAUGCUGAACCCAAGGAUGAACUUGUGCCCAGAAUGCUUAAGUUCUUUGAUGGUCCAAACCGAGGAGCAACACAAAUCCAGUGUGGCUCUAGUUUCAGUAUGGCAGUAGGAGAGCAUGAAGGAGCAAUGUUUUUUUGGGGCCAGUCCAAACCAACGGGGGAAGCCACAAUGUAUCCGAAGCUUGUGCAGGACCUUAGUGGCUGGAAAAUUAGAAGCAUUGGCUGCUGUUACCGCAGUAUUGUUGUUGCUGCUGAUGACAGUGUAGUAAGCUGGGGACCCAGUCCUACUUACGGUGAACUGGGGUAUGGAGAAAACAAACUCAAGUCCUCAACUGUACCACAGGAGGUAAAACUGCUGGACGGUACAUAUGUUCACAGUGUGGCUUGUGGUUAUGCACACACAAUGAUGAUUGCACGUGCAGACACUGAAGAAGACAAGUCCAAUUUGCAAAAACUGCCUGUUUUCAACCCAUAGCUGGUUGGGGAUGAGUGGCUAUACCACCCUUUGAAAGACAAAAAAAUGUUGGUCCAAUUGGCUGGUUGUGCGGCUUUAUUGUUUACAGUGUCUAGGAAAACAAUACAAAGACAGUGGGGGAAGACCAUUCAGGGAGAUGCUGGCUCAACUUCACCUAUGUAUCAAGACAGCUGGGGUACAACAUUUAACACCUAGGGAAGAGUCUGGAUUCUCUUCACUUGUUUAAGCUUGACUUAACUGGAGAUUGCAUUGUCUGUCUCUAGCUGUUUUUAAUGCCUGUAUGAUGAUAAUGUGUUGUGAGAAGUCUGGCAUCUUAUUCAUGAGAUCUGUUAGGUGAAGGUUUUUGUGUUAAGUCGCGUUGUUCCUCCUGCUGCAUUCUCAUACUUCUCAGGUAUUCUCUUAGCAUAGCUAGACAUGACCUUUGCUUCACUUAAUGUUGCAACUGCAGGAUAAGACCCUGCAUGGUCCCUGUGUGGUAAACGUGCAUCCUGGAAUGACAUCAGCUGUGUAAGGCCUGGAGCCUUUACAGAAAUUAAUUCACUCUUGCACCUAAUGCAAGACACUGUGUGAAAUGCUUGGAAAGUGAUGACGUCCAAAGUACAUGAAUGCAGAAAACUUGAGACAAAGUACAGAGCUACUUUUUAUUGCUACAGUCAAAGUGCAAACUAUAAAAUCCCAGGCUAUGAUUUUUAUAUUCUAUUCUUCUGAUGCCUGGUGUUUUGAAGACAUAAUUGUAACAGCCAACUUUUUCAGCCAGAAAUAAACCCACUUCAGGUGGGCUUUGCUGUUUGUUGCACAACAGAAUUGGUUUAAUACCAUACAGAGUGUUCUCAGAUUUAAAACCUUUGCUUAUAGCAGGAAUUAGAUGUGACAAGUUUCGAAGCACAGACAAAAAGAGUGUACUGAUACUUGGUGGAUUCCAUGUCUGUAAAUUGUUUCCGUUUCUCAAAUACGGAGGAACUGCAAAUCUCCCCCUUUGAGUACUUGAUGGGAGAAACAGUGUGCCUUCCUUGCAUCACAGGGGUUGUGAGUUGGAAUCUUGUCUCCAGUCUCCAUUUCAAAGGAAGAGGGCUUUGGCAGCUGUGACAGUUUCUCUCUGGUGACAUCCACAGGGCAGAGGUCACCAACAGAUUUUUAACUAUCAUCCAUGUAAAUAAAAUUUAUUGCUGUUCUGCUUUACUGCUAGAUUUCUCUAAUGAAAGGUAUUCUUUUCCCUCCUCAUUAAGUGUUGUGAAGCAUAGCAUAAAUGUGUUGAUAUUUCAUUUGCUGUUUCACCAUCGCAGAUCAUUGUUGGAUUUUCAUCUUUCAUCCCUUGUACAUUCAUGUGUUGUCAAAGCCAGCCAUUUGUGUAUAUGAAAAAAAAUCAAUUAUUUUGUUGUCUUAAUUUUCCACCUGUUUAUUUUUGAAGUCAUCGACAUGACAAACGGGUAAUUUUGUCAAAUGACAUCAAGAACAUUGCACAUGGCUUCAUAGAAACGUGACUCCAGUGCAAACAUUUGUGCAUAAGCAUAACAUCAAGAUGUCACUUUGAAAGGGCAUUAGUGAGUUUUAGAGAUUUUUUUUUUUUUACUGAGCUAAUAUGUUUGGAGAUUUAUUUUAUCUGUGCAGGGUGCAGUGUUGAUAAAGCUGGAUGUUUUGUAGAAUUCUAUUUAAAACAGUACUGUCUCUUUUAACCUGUCUCCUUUCUCACAAGCAAGUUUUAUUUGGGCUUCUGGUAGAAGUUAAAAUAAGUGUAAUUGACUUCAUCUGAUCUUGCUUUUUUUUCACAAUAUGGAUAAAAAUAAAAUUAUUAUGCAAAGAUAGAAAACCUAUUUGAAAGCAUAGAUAAGGAAGUCUCUAAUUUACUAAUUCACAAUUAAAAGCACAUAGAAAUGUGUAUAAUUUCUGGACUAAACUGAAUGGGGUAAACGUUGAUGGACAGGUUGUUAAAUAAUGUUUUUAAAAUUUAAAGCAAACUCCAGGUCUGUAAAGUCUUAGGAAUUGUGUGGCCAUUGUCUGUUAUGAGGACUGUUGAUCAGUAAAGCUAAAAAAUGAUUGAAUGCUGAUGGCAUAAGCAGUGCUGCUGUCUGUGAUCAUGUGACAUUAUCUUGCCCAUUUACACUCCUGACUCUAAAUGCUGGGAGAACAGUUAAACCACUCUUUAAGUUUGUUAAUUAGAGUGAUUUGGCUAUAUAAUGAGUAUUUCAUAAUGAUAUUUCUUCUAAACGUCUUGGAUACUUAAGCAUUUGUUUCAGUACUCUCUUUUACACUCAGUUAUUACGUCAAGACAAAUCAGGUUGGCAUAGUAACUAUUCUUUUAGGUUUGUGUUUGUGUAGAAUGUAAUGCCAUAGUUUUGUAAACAAUCUCCUGUUUUGUGACCAUGUAGGUCUGCAGCAUGUCAUCAGUGGGAUUUUGAUUAGUUUUUACAACAUAAAGUUUCAUCUUCUGUAGAGAGAUUGUGCAUCUUUUCAUCAGUCUGUGCAUGCUCAUAUUUAUUUAUGUGCAAGCACCUGCAUUUUUUUUUUUCUAGCAGAUGGCAAAGUUUUAAAAUCUUGUGGAUAAUAUAUAUACUGAAAAGCAUGACAUUAAGGACUAAUAAACUGGCAAUCUUUAAUCAGCAUAUCCUUGUUCAAGCUAUACCAAAAAAGUAUUGUAGAUUUUGAUACCACUUUCAGGAGGAAUAAAAUUUGAGAUAAAUCAAAAUAUACAAGUGCUUUGGGCUGCAUGCAAUAGCUUUCAAACAAGGUGACAUCAGAGGGAGAAAGAUGAGGCAAGAAACUUGCAAGUUAAUUUUCACCAGCAUCCUGAAAGUAAUUUGCACCAUAUUCUGUAUAUGCACAUUCAUAUGCUUAAAUAUUUCACAGUUUGGUCUCAUUUGAUUCACAGAUUUAAAAAGGGUGGAAUCAAGAGUUAAGAAAUGUGACACUGAAACAAAUACAUAGCUGAAGGAAGAAACAAUUCUCCAAGUUAAAGCAGUUGACACUAACAUUACUAUUUAACCUUGCCUUUGGUGUAUGGUGUAAGGUUCCGUGGUCAUGUCUGUUAUCAAUGCAAGCUAAAAGUAAAUCUCAAAAACGUUCAUUAUGCAAAAUCUUAUCCACUUGAUAAAUUUUGAAUACUCCAGUGUGUAAUUACAGAAACUUGUUCUUUUUGUGAUGGGAGAUGCAAGUCAUGGGACAUCAUCUUUUGAUGUUUUGAAGAAUCUUAGAUAUCCACAGAAAUGACCCAGUUCAUUGCACCUUAUUUCUAAAGCAAUGUUUACAUCUCCAUCCCUAAACCUCGUCUUCCACCUAAGCAGCCAUUUUUGAUGUCUUGCUUUUUUUAAAACACUUCUUCAUCCCAGAUAAGACCACUCAAGUCAUGGCAUUUGUAUGAUGUAUUAUUACUGGCUAAGGGCAUUUUAAUAACUGUUCUUACAUUUGUGUGACCACAAAUUUGAUUCUGAAAAACACCUUGCAGUUUAUACUUUUAAAGAAAUUACCUGCUAUGUAAUAUUAUUGGGGAUGGUAGGUGUUGAAUAUCAGGUCUGUUAACUAUUUAAGAAUUUUCUAUUUUAGACAAUUUUAAGCACUAAUAUUUACAGAAUUUAAUGCUUUUGACAACAGGUCCUCAGACUGUUGUCAUCACCACAUGAAGAUUAAACAGUAAUUUUUUGUGCAAAUAGCUUCUACACUUGAAAAUCAAAUAGAUGUUUUAUCACUUUAGUCAAGUUUAGUGGGAUGAACUGAAAUGUAAACAUUGCUAUCAUAUCCAGUCGUGCAAAGUGUGCAUGAAUGAAAUUGGAGAUAACUGAAGUUGAUUAUUUGAGUGUAAUCUCGUAUCCUUUAUGUAUUGACUUAGUAGACAUUGAAAUGCAAUAAAUCUUUGAAGAUUC